Capra hircus (goat) is the source of this 3395-nucleotide messenger RNA. RefSeq names its product succinate receptor 1 (gene SUCNR1). Gene Ontology annotation, molecular function: G protein-coupled receptor activity. The record is from RefSeq and is a predicted model, not a curated record. Gene Ontology annotation, biological process: G protein-coupled receptor signaling pathway. The transcript has 2 exons. Bases 67 to 1017 code for a protein of 316 amino acids. NCBI's taxonomy places the organism in Eukaryota, Metazoa, Chordata, Mammalia, Artiodactyla, Bovidae. Gene Ontology annotation, cellular component: plasma membrane.
UGGAUCAGAAGCUGUAUCAAGUUGCUGGCAGAAAAUUUCUGUCGAGGGAUCAGGCCUCCUGACAAAAUGGAAUGGAACGCAACUUGUGAACACUGGCAGGCCGUGCAGACUGCCCUGGAAAGCUGCUACCUUCCCAUUUUUUAUGGCAUUGAGUUUGUUGUGGGAAUCUUUGGGAAUACUGCUGUUGUUUUUGGCUACCUCUUCUGUCUGAAGAACUGGAACAGCAGUAACAUCUACCUCUUCAACCUCUCUAUCUGUGACUUGGCUUUUUUGUGUACCCUUCCCAUGCUGAUGAGACAGUACGCCCAGAGCAAAUGGACAUACGGAUAUGUGCUGUGUAUAAGCAACCGAUAUGUACUUCAUGCUAACCUCUAUACCAGUAUUCUUUUCCUCACUUUCAUCAGCAUCGAUAGAUAUCUGCUCAUGAACUAUCCUUUCCGGGAACACCUCCUGCAAAAGAAAGCAUUUGCUAUUUUAAUAUCUUUGGCCAUUUGGGGUUUAGUAACCUUAGAGCUCCUGCCCAUACUUCUUUUUAUACAUUCUGAUGACAACAGCAACAACUGUACUGAUUAUGCAAGUUCUGGGGACCCCAAUCACAGCCUCAUUUAUAGCCUGUGUCUAACCUUUCUGGGCUUUCUCAUUCCCCUUUUUGUGAUGUGCUUCUUUUAUUUGAAGAUUGCUAUCUUUCUAAAGCAGAGGAACAGGCAGCUCACUACAGCUUUGCCUCUUGAGAAGCCUCUCCACUUAGUCAUCAUGGCAGUUGUGAUCUUCUCUGUGCUUUUUACUCCCUACCAUGUCAUGCGAAAUGUCCGGAUUGCUUCACGCCUGGAGACCUGGAAGAAGUCCCCAUGUACUGAAGCCAUCAUCAACUCCUUGUAUAUCCUGACAAGGCCGUUGGCCUUUCUGAACAGUGUCGUCAACCCUGUCUUCUAUUUCCUUUUGGGAGAUCACUUCAGGGAUAUGUUGAUGAAUAAACUGAGGCACCACUUCAAGGCCCUUACAUCCUUCAGAAGAUGAGCUCAUGGACUAAUAUUUUCAUUCGAGAAUAGUGAGAUGUCUGUGUAGCAGAUUGUUUUACAGAAGCAGCUGUACGUUGGUUAGAGUUUAACUCAGACAUAACUCAGAGAGGCCCACAGACUUGACCCUGGUUUAAAGGCAUGCUGGACUGGACCCAGGGUGUGUGAAAAGAAGAUGAUGGAAGGUAUUUAUUGGUUUCUUGACCUAAGCAUUGAAAGGAGUUGGACUAGCACUGUCUAAUGUUUGAGCACAUAAGUCCAAAAUUCUACAUGAUAUAAGACCCUCUCAAUCAGUGUAAAAGGAACAGAAGAUAAAGUUGCAAGUUGUUUGUGUUUAAUCACUAGUCAGAUUGUAAAAAAAAAAAAAUUGUAUUGGCAAUAUUCUGUAAAUUAUUCGAGUGUGUGUGUAUAUGUGUGCAUGUGUUAGUUGCUCAGUCGUGUCUAACUCUUUGUGACUCCGUGGACUAGAGCCCUCCAGGCUUCUCCAUCCGUGGAGUUCUCUAGGCAAAAACGCUGGAGUAGCUUGCCAUUCCCUUCUCCAGGGGAUCUUCCUGACCUAGGGAUCGAACCCAGGUCUCCCACAUUGCAGGCAGAUUCUUUACUGCUGAGCUACUGGGGAAGCCCAUACAAUGUUAUUCAUACAAGGUUACUCAUACAAUUCCAUAAUUUUUUGUGAAGACCAAAUAAGAGAAGAUUAGUCUUGUGCUGUUAAAUAUUGUUGCUAGAAGUUGUGCUCUUGAGCAAAUUUAGAGAUAAUAGUAGCAACAAAGAGCAGAAAAAAUGUAACUUGUUCAAAUAUGCCCAUAUUUCUUUAUAUUGAUUAAGAAUUGGGGUCCAGUUGUAAUUAUAAGUUCUCUUUUGUUGUUAUACGGUUUUUAGCACAAAUAAUCAUAUUAAAUAGAACCUAAAGAGAUGAUUUCAUAGAGGCAUAUUUGAGCUCAGCUCUCAGGGGACUUAGGUAUAAGUGGCUUUAUAAAAAUAAUAGAGUCAGAUACCAAGGAUAACUGUAAAAAUUCCAAAGUCAUAGAACACAAAGCACCUACCAGGAAACUCAAAGGAAGACAAAACAAAACAAAGUCAGUGCACUGUUUUUAUAAUCAGUGUACCAUCUGGUAUUUUAUGAUCACAAUGUGAUUUUCAGUGCAUGGAAAUAUAUUAAGUUCUUUAGCCUUCCUGCUCUUGAUUAAAUAGUAAACUUUGAAAUAUAUUAAUAUCAUAAAACCAGAAAAUAAGAGGAAGUGAAAUGGUAACGUCAAAACUUAUUGAGUUAAUUAUUUUCCGUUUUGGGAGAGAAAAAUCAGUUUUUCUACACCCGCCUCCUUGCCCCAAAUACACACACACUUAUUUUUUUUUAAGCAAUGGGAUAAUUUACAAGGACAAUUUUAUCUUGAGAGAGUGACUCAUAUCUGCAAUGAGACUUAUUUUCAUAGAGUAUUACCUAAGACUGUUGGAGAAAAUGUUUUAAACAAAAUACACUAUAUGAAUUUGCAAAAUGUACAGAACAUUUAUGUACCUAUCAAUAUAGAUUAUUCCAAGAGGGUUAUGUAAACACUAUCCCAUGCCACAAAUCAAAUUUGGAGAGGGUGAAUGAGUGCUGCAUUAGCUAUUUAGAGUUUAAAAGUAUCAUAUAAUAAUUUACAUAUCACAUGCAGUAAAAUGUGUGAAUGGCCACAUGCCUAUGCUCUUUUCCUUAAGGUCAUUAGCUGUAAUGCAAAGGAUAAAAAUAAGCAUUAUAGGAGCAAAGACAUAAAAUUCCAUGUCUCCCCUGUUUUGAGGUUUCCUGGUAACAUUAUAUCCUGACAUUCCAAAACCCCAAAAUGUCCCCAUUGAAAUAUUGUAAAAAAAACAUUACUUACAAAGGAUUUGUUUUCCUACCUAACCUUAGGCUUUUAAAUUUUUUUUUUUCGUUUGUCAAUAAUUUUAAAGUGUCAAUGUCAUUUUAUAACUGCCUGGUAAAAGUUGAUCUUCUGAAUUUUUUUCAUUAGAAAAGGCCACAAGAAAGGGUCUUAGGAAAGAUUCACUUAUCUGCAAACAUAUAAUUUAACUGUAAUUUGCAUCUGAUGCAUUGAUUUUCAUCUGUAAACAUGAAAUUAAAUUUGUGCCAUACCUAUCCCAAGAAUUGGUAGGGGUAAGCUUUUCUAAUAGUAUAGUGAAAUAUUUUGUGAAACUAUGAACUCUUACACAUAUUUUAUAAGCAAAAUGUUAAUUUUAUAACAUAUUUCUUAUUUUUUGUUCAAAUUUGUCAUGUGACAAUGUAAUCCUUAACUGAUUAAAGUGAUCUGCAUGGAAGUUACAAGAACUAUUCCAUUUGCAUUUUGUACCAGGUGAUUACAAUUGCAAGCAAUAAGUAAUGAAUGGAAUCUGAAACAAUAAAUAAUG